GGUGAAUCAACGACUCAAGACGGAGCCAGCUCUCAAGCUCCAUGCGAGAUCCAACUUGAGCAGAUACUUUGCAACCCCUCCACCAGAAAGAGUCUACAUCGAUAUUACUUCUCUGCUGACCGCUUCACUGGUCAAAGGCGUCAAGCGCAAGGCAUCGGCUGAGGCAAACGAUGAUAUCCCUACCAAAAGGGCGUGUGUAUUGGAAGACUCCCUUGCUAGGUCUGCGCCUUCGGACUUCUCCAAGCAAGAGAAGUACAAGAGGCUCGACCCAAACAAAUUUGCCUUCAACCGACCCCCAGUACCCCAAAGCAUACCUCUAGCCAUCCUUCAUUCCAUCUUUGGACAGUUUGUAGAGGAGACGGAAAGCUAUGAACCGACGAUGGAAGACUAUGCUCUAGUACGCGGCCUGCGAAUGGCCAUGAGCACUGUCAAUGGGUACAGUACAGAGCCACAGUACUGUGAGGAAUUUCGUACAGUUCUGCAUCAACACUAUCCCGACGUACAACUACGAGCUUCGGCAAUCGGGAGUACCAAGUUCAUAAGCGAUGGGCACCUCCAAGUGGGUAAAUAUAUGUCCUCUGUGUGCGAAGCAAAGCUCUGGGACGGGAAGGGCGAUCCAGAGAUUCAAGCAUGCGGCUACAUGAUUGCAUCUCUCCGCCACAUGGUCAAUAGAUCGGAAGACUACCCUGACAAGUUUCCAUGCAUGAUCAUUUCCAUUUUUG
Molecule: messenger RNA, 722 nt
Organism: Acaulospora colombiana
Lineage: Eukaryota; Fungi; Glomeromycota; Glomeromycetes; Diversisporales; Acaulosporaceae
Source: the annotation of a GenBank genome assembly